AUGAACGUCUCCAUCUCCGGUUUUUCCUUCGCGCUCUUUUUCGUGCUCCUCCUGGCGCUGGCCCACAAGACCCACGGCCUCGACAGCUGCUCUGCCGCCCUUGAGCCCAUCUUCACCGGCGCCCAGAGCCACCGCUGCGUGCAACUCACCAUCACCACUGCCAGCGCCUCCACCUCCGCCGUGGCCAACGCGCAGGGCAAUGUCUACUUCAACCGCUACUUCGACGGCCUGGUCAACCAAGACACGCCUUCGUUCGGCGUGGUGUCCAACCUCAACGUGGGCUGCAACCGCGGCCUGGCCAGCCCUUCAGCGCCGAGCAGGUGUCGUCGCGCAUGGCCGAGAACGCGUUCGACGUGCUGGUGA
Molecule: messenger RNA, 363 nt
Organism: Acanthamoeba castellanii str. Neff
Lineage: Eukaryota; Discosea; Longamoebia; Acanthamoebidae
Exons: 2
Coding region: 1-363 (120 amino acids)
Source: RefSeq, a predicted model, not a curated record